Messenger RNA from Trichomonas vaginalis G3, 1353 nucleotides. RefSeq lists its product as uncharacterized. The coding region runs from base 1 to 1353 and encodes 450 amino acids. NCBI's taxonomy places the organism in Eukaryota, Parabasalia, Trichomonadida, Trichomonadidae. The record is from RefSeq and is a predicted model, not a curated record. The transcript has a single exon.
AUGACGAUUUUUCAGCCUGAUAUUGAAGAAGUACUAAAUACGGACUUAGAUCCGACAACAGAUAUGUUCUUCAAGCUUAAAUCAGCUCGUGCCUUAGAAGAUGAAACUUUUGAAGUAGUGUUUCGAUACAUUUUCAAAUUUAAAUUAAAUAUUGAAGGGGCUUUAGGCGUAUUAAGCCCAGAAAAACUCGAAAGUUGUGCUACAUUAGCUAUUCAAGCGAAAGAAACAACUCAAGAAAAUCUACUUUAUGCUCAUUACAUUUUAGUUAAUCUUUCACUUUGUGAAUUACAACUUCAAGUGCAGAAUUCAUUAAAAUUCAUCGAAGAAAACAUAGAUAAGAAUUUAUUGCCAUUUAUUGAUGAUGAAUUAAGAUUAAUUUUAGAAUAUACAAAAACAGAAGCAAUUGAAUUUGAAAAUAUUCCACCAAACGAAGAAGUUCAGAAAGACUAUGUAGAUAUUCCCGUACUUCCUCCUUUAGAUAGUGCAGGCAGAUUAAUAGGUGGUUUAUAUCGUUCUUUGAACGAAUACGAGGUAUUUUGCAACUUAAUUGCUACAAGGAACCCAGAUGUAGAUAACAUACAUCGUCGUUUAUUAGAAUUAACUAAUGAUUUAAGAGAAUUUACAUUUUUCUUGAAUUUUCCGAUAUCGCGGACAGAAUUUGUCAAGAGUUUUGUUGAUUACAUACUUAUUGCAUUCGAAAUUCCUACACCAAAUAAUCUUUUAUUCGUUUUUCCAUAUUCAAAUAUUUUAGACAAAAUCAGAGAGGAAUAUCCGAGAUACAAUCAUGUCAGCAUAAACUUCAAGUCAUUGCAAGAGCCCAUUGUCAGAUUAAUUACAUGUGCCGCAGAUAUAAAUCAUAAUUUAGAUUAUUACAUGAUUGCCGCUUAUUUAACUAUGGGCCACAUGUCGAUGUCCUAUAUGUUAGAUGUUUUAACGCUUUCUUUUUACAAUAAGAACCAGAUUUCGGACGAAAUCGCUGUUUUUGGAUUUGACAUAUGUCAUAUGAACGGAUACAAAGGAUAUUUCGCUACUUUGAUGCAAUUUUUGUCGAAGGAACAUUUAGAAAUUGCCAAAAAGCCAUUCUUCGCUUGCAAACCUGUUUAUUUUGGAGAAUCAAUUCCAUAUUUAUUCAAAAUUCCAUUAUUCUUUAGUUUAUUUGAUGAAAAAGAGAAUGAUUUGUUAUAUAUUGAUCCUCGAGGCAACAAAACCAUCAAACUUCUGCUUGCAACUCAAUACAAACAACAAGAACUGUAUUCGGCAAGCUUUGAUGUUAAAUGUAUUCAUCUCUUCCUCAAUGAUUUGAGUAGGAAGUUCCAUACUUCAAGGAGACAACCUUUCCCUGAAAGUAAAUAA